AAACCCUGAGAGAGUGAGGGCAGCUCUCAGUUCAUUCCGAGAACGGCCCGUGUACAGAGAGGAUGGAGAGCUGGCCACUGCUACUUGUGCUAUUCCUGCUGGUGAAGAUAUCCUCGGGAAAGGAUUGCCCUGCAGGCUGGUACUUGAAUUCCAAGAAUCAAGAGUGCACACCCUGUCCAGCAGGAUCGUACACCGAGAACCCAAAUCAUGGCCAUUCCUGCAACAGGUGUCGACAGUGUAUUGGAGGGAAGUUUUUGAUCUUAGCAUCCUGUACAUCAAUCUCUAACACCAAGUGUCAAUGUGUCGAGGGCUUCAUGUGUACAAAUAAAGAGUGCAAAUCCUGUGAAGCCCAUAAAGUGUGCAAGAAAGGACAACAAGUGCAACAGAAAGGUGACUCCUUCAGGAACACAGUUUGCAGUGACUGCAGGAAUGGUACAUAUUCUGACAGAGAAGGUGGAGUCUGCAAACCCUGGACUGACUGCUCCGCAAAACGUCUCCAAGUCCUGAGGAAUGGUUCACAGACGGAGGAUGCAAUAUGUGGAGCUCCAGUGACAGUCCCACAGCUUCUGACCACCUCAGUCCGACCUACGAUCGGAACCCCUAGGCAGCCAGACAAUCCACUGAUCGAAGAUGCAACAAAAAAUGAGGGCAUCGUUGGGAUUGCCGCUUUAAUAUUGCUUUCAUGCUCCUUCAUCCCUUUCACUUUAUACCUUGCUGUACAGAACAGAAAAAAAAAGAAGCAUCUGGCUCUGGAUGUAACAAAUCAUGAGGAUCUUCCAGUGGCCCUGAUGACAGUAGGGGACGAUCGGUGCAGCUGUCAUUGUCCGGAAGAGGAGGUGGGAGACUGGCAGCUCCGGCAAGAGACCACUCCCAAACCACCAGAAUGAGCCACUGCCUCCUCCAAUCUGACCAGACUCUAAACCUUGCUGCCCUUGUGAUCAGUUCAUUGUGAAAUGGUGGAAGAAAUAUGAGGUCACUUUCAAAGUGAUUCAUUUCUAGAAAGUCAAAGUAACUGUCCAGAAAGAACUGGACUUAUUUAAAGAACCUGACCCUUUUUCCUUUGUCGUAUAUAGAUGAAUCUUGAGUUUUGUGGAACAGUCGGUCCAUGACAUUGACAUGGUUACAUUAAGACUCACAGAUAACUGCCCCUUUUUGCUUCAAUUGCUCUUUAACCAGACACAUGACUGUCAGAGGUUAAGACUGGAUUUUGCAACUCUCUUUUCUGAUUGAGUUGAGUCUUUAGUAGCCAUGUUUGGCAGACCUGCAGAGUCCCACAUUCAAAUUAAUUGGCAAAAAGGGAGAGGGGCGGUUGGGGGAGGGGAAGAAUUUGCUUCAGUUUACAUGGCAAACAUGCACUCCACAGGAGGGUGGGAAACAGAUUCAGUAAGAACUUUGGAAGAGUGAAUUGAUAAAUACUUGAAAAGAUAAACAAAGGGCAGCGCUUUAAAAGGGCUGGU
Molecule: messenger RNA, 1457 nt
Organism: Rhincodon typus (whale shark)
Lineage: Eukaryota; Metazoa; Chordata; Chondrichthyes; Orectolobiformes; Rhincodontidae
Product: tumor necrosis factor receptor superfamily member 9-like
Exons: 7
Coding region: 63-887 (274 amino acids)
Biological process (GO): signal transduction; immune response; apoptotic process
Cellular component (GO): membrane; external side of plasma membrane
Molecular function (GO): transmembrane signaling receptor activity; cytokine binding
Source: RefSeq, a predicted model, not a curated record